Messenger RNA from Nicotiana tabacum (common tobacco), 744 nucleotides. The record is from RefSeq and is a predicted model, not a curated record. Lineage: Eukaryota; Viridiplantae; Streptophyta; Magnoliopsida; Solanales; Solanaceae.
AUGGCGGGCCUAUCACCAGUCUGUGCCUGUAGCAGCAGUAACAGCAGCAUCGGCGGCGGCAACAGCAGCAGCAGUAGUAGUGGUUGCAAUAGUGGUAGCAGUAGUAGUAGUAGAUGGAGUAGUAGCAGUUGCAGUGGUAGUGGUAGCAAUAGUAGUGGUAGUGAUAGCUACAGUAGUAGUAGUAGUAGUGAUAGUGAUGGUAGUAGUAGUAAUAGUAGUAGUAGUAGUAGUAAUAGUGGUAGUAGUGAUAGUAAUGGUAGUGAUAGUGAUAGUGGUAGUAGUGAUAGUAGUGGUAGUAAUGGUAGUGGUAGUGAUAGUCGUAGUCGUAGUGAUAGUCGUAGUGAUAGUGGUAGUCGUAGUGGUAGUGUGGUGGUAGCAGCAGCAACAACAGCAGUAGUAGGAGUUGCAGUAGUGGUAGUCGAAGUUGGUGGUGGUGGUGGUGGUGCAGUAGCGGUGGCAGCAGUAGUAGCAGUACUACUACUACUAUUACUAGUGAUAGUGGUAGUGAUAGUGGUAGCAGUAUUAGUAGUAGCAGCACUACUACUAGCAGUAGUGGUAGUGAUAGUGGUAGUGGUAGUGAUAGUGAUAGUGUUUCUGCUCAUUCCCUCUUCGCGAACGCGAGGCUUUGAUCGCAAACACGAAGCUUUGCACUUCGACCCUUCGCGAACGCGUGCCCUCGGUCGCGAACGCGUACUCUCGGUCGCGAACGCGAAGCACAAUGCACCAGAUGAUAGCAGAAGCUAA